Molecule: messenger RNA, 2772 nt
Organism: Lottia gigantea (owl limpet)
Lineage: Eukaryota; Metazoa; Mollusca; Gastropoda; Lottiidae
Exons: 8
Coding region: 47-937 (296 amino acids)
Biological process (GO): mitochondrion organization
Cellular component (GO): membrane; mitochondrion
Source: RefSeq, a predicted model, not a curated record
CGGCCAUCUUACCUUUGCAUCAGAAAAGCGGCUACAACAUUAAAUCAUGGAUCCAAAAAAACUUGGUGAUUUGGCUGGGCGAUUUAAAGGAACGGCAGGCGCGGGGCUCGGUUUACUUGCAGCAGCUGGAGGUCUUAUUUAUGGAGCGACACACUCGUUUUAUACUGUUGAUGGUGGUCAUAGAGCAAUUAUAUUUAGUAGAAUUAGUGGUGUGAAAAAUGAUAUUUAUGCUGAAGGUCUUCACUUUAGAAUUCCAUGGUUUGAAUAUCCAAUUAUAUAUGACAUCCGAGCUAAACCCAGAAGAAUUACCUCCCCUACUGGUAGUAAAGAUUUACAAAUGGUCAAUAUCUCUCUGAGAGUGUUGUCUAGACCAGAAUCAAGAAAUUUACCCACUAUCUAUAAACAACUUGGUCAAGAUUAUGAUGAACGAGUUCUUCCUUCUAUUUGUAAUGAGGUAUUAAAAAGUGUAGUAGCUAAGUUUAAUGCCUCUCAAUUAAUAACACAACGUCAACAAGUUAGUUUAUUAGUGAGGAGAGAAUUAUUACAGAGAGCUAAAGAUUUUAACCUGAUAUUAGAUGAUGUGUCUAUUACGGAAUUAAGUUUUGGGAGAGAAUAUACAGCAGCCGUUGAAGCCAAACAGGUAGCUCAACAAGAGGCUCAGAAAGCCCAGUUUUUUGUAGAAAAGGCCAAACAAGAAAGACAGCAGAAAGUUGUUCAGGCUGAGGGAGAGGCAGAAGCUGUUAGACUGAUUGGUCAAGCUUUGAGUACAAACCCUGGUUACCUCAAACUAAGAAAAAUCACUGCAGCACAAAAUGUAGCUAGAACAAUUGCCCAAUCCCAGAAUCGUGUGUAUUUGAAUGCUGGUUCUCUAAUGUUGAAUUUGAAUGAGGAUUCCUUUGAUGCUUCGGCUGAUAAGUUGUCUCACAAAAAACGAUAAAAGAAAAAUGGAUUGAUAACACAAAGCCAUCACGACAAUAUAAACUGUUUAUGAGAAGUGUGUUUAACAUAGAGUGAUUGUUAUAUAUGUUGAUUAGUGUAAGAAACAAUGAUGUUAUAUUGUGAUGUUUGAUGACAAUUCUCUUAUGUUGUAAUAACUUCAGUAGGUACAUCUUUAUUGAUUAUUAUUUUUAUUACCAAUGAUAAUCACAAAAUGACUUCGGCUUUGGAACAACAUAGACAUCACACAUAAUAUUUUAUUUGUAAUAUUUAAAGGGACAGAUACGCAAUUGUUUUGAACAACAAAAACUUUUUUUUUUAGAUUAGCCAAUCAGCAUUAUUGUUUACAGCUCUCGCCGUCAAAAUUGAGCCUUCAAAUCCAUGUGUGUCUAGAAUUAUCAGCGUUAAAAAGUUUCUUGCGAAAAUAUAUAGAAAAGACAUCUAUAGAAAUAAGAAAAGAAAUUCCAAGUUUAGGAUAUUUUUAAAGGAAUUAUACGAUUUUCCUACAUUUAUAGUACUUCCGAAGACUAAUUACAUUCAUGGGCGCAUCUGUCCCUUUAACAAAGUCAGUAAUUUGAGAUUGAGUACAGAAAGAACUAUUUGGAAAAAAAUAAAAUUAUUGCUUAACUAAAUUUUUCUGUUAACUCAUUCGAAGACUAUGAUAUGUGUACAAUCAGGAAAAAUCAAUUUACCUACAAAUAUAAUCAAACAGUAAGUGAUAAAUAGAAAAAGGGAGUUUUCAGAAAUAUAACUCAUUAAAAUGGUGUAUUAUGAAUUUAAGUACUGAUCUGUUGUUUAUGUUAUAGUGCCUGCAGUAAGCAAUGUUCUUAUGGUGAGCUAUCCUUUCACAUGGCCUUCGUUCACAGAUAAAACUUUUCAAUUGUCAAAAAAAAUAAGGAAAGAAAAUUUGAAAGAUGAAUUUGUCUUGCAUGGUUUCAUUACAACAGUUCUUAAAGGGACAGGUGCGCCGUUGUUUUUGACCAAUCAUACUUUAGUCUCAAAGACGGGAAUUUUUGAUAUCAGUGAUAGUGUUCACAGCUUACCGUGAAAAUUUGAGCCUUCAAAUCCAUGUGUGUCCAGAAUUAUCUGCAAUUGAAUGUUAAAAUGAGGAAUAUCAUUUUAAGAUACUCUGUGAUAUAUAGAAAAGACAUAUAUAGAAGUAGUGAGUAAAAUUCCUACUUGAUAUGUUUUUAAAGGAAUUAUGCGAUUUUCGUACAUUUCUAGUAUUUCUGAAGACUCAAAUCAACCCCCAAAUGGCACACCUACCCCUUUAAUAACAUAGUCAGGUAAAGAUGUUUUUGAAAAUCCAUACAAGAUUCGAAACCUAAACACAAGCUUGAUAGUUCUGGGUCUUCAUCAAAAAUGUUAAGGUCAUCAGUCUACAUAAAAUUAGACCAAACUUUCAUUCCGUUACUUAUUUAUCAAAAUUGACCUUUUGACCUAAUCUUGCCUAACCAAUCUAAUUCCUGCCAUCUCUAACGCUGGCACUUUGUGAGCGAUUAAAGCAGAUGUCAUCAGAUUAGGUUACAAGGUAAUUUUGACGAAUGUUCAUAAAAGCCCGUCUUCGGACCUUAACUGAAGUGGCUAUAUUAAAAAUAAAAGCUAUUAAAAACAGAAAAGUUUGGUCUAAUUUUAUACUGAUACUUUUAGAUUAGUUAAAUAGUAAGAUAUCAUAAUUACAAAAUACAAAUACAGAAACCUUGACUUGAGUUUUAAAUGUUUGCCUAAAAAAAAUCAAAUUCAAUAUUGUAUCUCAUGACCAUUCUGUGUAAAAACAGAAAUAUUGUAUGUAACAUUCAAAUUAUGUAGUGCUAAUAGAAAAUUGUAUUCAAAGAC